Acanthosepion pharaonis is the source of this 720-nucleotide messenger RNA. The record is from the annotation of a GenBank genome assembly. Lineage: Eukaryota; Metazoa; Mollusca; Cephalopoda; Sepiida; Sepiidae.
AUGCUUUUAUUAAAUCUUUCUCUGAGUGUUGAACAUAUCUUUUCUUUUUCUUUAUUCUUGUCUUUCUUUUUAUUACUUUUUUGUUUUUUCUUUUCUUUUUUUACUUCUUUGUUUUUUCUUUCUUUGUUUUUUCUUUCUUUGUUUUUUCUUUUCUUUCUUUGUUUUUUCUUUUCUUUCUUUGUUUUUUUCCUUUUCUUUCUUUGUUUUUUCUUUUCUUUCUUUGUUUUUUCUUUUCUUUCUUUGUUCUCUCUUUUCUUUCUUUGUUCUCUCUUUUCUUUCUUUGUUCUCUCUUUUCUUUUUUGUUUUUUCUUUUCUUUGUUCUGUCUUUUCUUCUUUGUUCUCUCUUUUCUUUGUUGCUUUUCUUUUCUUUUCUUUCUUUUCUUUUUCUUUUCAUUCUUUUCUUUUCUUUUUCUUUCUUUUUUCUUUUUCUUUUUUCUUUGUUUUUCAUUUUUCUCUUUUCUUUCUUUUUUCUUUGUUUUUCAUUUUUCUCUUUUCUUUCUCUUUUCUUUCUUUUUUCUUUCUUUUCUUUCUUUCAUUUUCUUUUCUUUCUUUUUUCUUUUCUCUCUUCGCUUUUUAAUAAAAGCAAAAUUCCAGACUGUAAGCUAUUUCUACAAACUUCAGAUUUUUGUUUACUCAGCCCACCCAUCAUCACCCUUACUUCCUUGUGUUGAAUUCUCCCCCCCGCCGUCCCAUAGUUUAUUUCACAUGGCCUUUUUAUGA